Messenger RNA from Anneissia japonica, 3563 nucleotides. RefSeq names its product neurogenic locus protein delta-like. Bases 431 to 2791 code for a protein of 786 amino acids. The transcript is spliced from 10 exons. NCBI's taxonomy places the organism in Eukaryota, Metazoa, Echinodermata, Crinoidea, Comatulida, Comatulidae. The record is from RefSeq and is a predicted model, not a curated record. Gene Ontology annotation, molecular function: calcium ion binding. Gene Ontology annotation, biological process: establishment or maintenance of epithelial cell apical/basal polarity; cell communication; multicellular organism development. Gene Ontology annotation, cellular component: protein-containing complex; plasma membrane.
AUUCCAGUAUAAAUACUCAGUCACUCAUUGAAAUCGGCAGUCUUAUAUGAAAAGCGAAUAACAACCAACGUGCCGAUCUUUCAAGAAAUCCUAUUUCUAUGUACAUUACUGACAACAUCUAAUAAGGCAUAAAGGAUUCGAAUAUUUCUGGAUUAUAUACUAUAGGACAUUAUAUAUUUGCAUGCAUUAUUUCCACUGUGUUUGAAAGGAAUUGUUCAACAGCAGGAUUUUGUAAGUCCGCCCUCUCUAGUUUUAUCCAGUUAGCUCCUCCCCCCAUUUGUGACAUCAUAUUCUGUGAAAUGAUUUCGUAUAAGGCCCUCGGAUCUCCACAGAACUGAACAGUCAAUUUGGAAGUGUUUGGAAUUAUACAUCGCAGACGUAACGCAAAAUUUGGUGAAACGUUCCGCCUAUACGGCGUUGUUUUGUCACCAUGGCUUGCGUUCGUCCAUCAUGGAGUUUUACUUUUAUUACGGCCAUCCAUAUUUUGUUGAAUUUAUCUAAGGUCUGUUCGAAUAGUUACUUCGAAAUUAAAAUUAAUUCUUUUUCAAAUGACGCCAAAGUGGACAUUAUUGGACAAUGUUGUACUGGAGGAUUUUCUGUUGAUACCAACCAAUGUAAUUCAUCAGUUUGCAGGACUUUUUUUCAAAUUUGUCUUACAAAUUUCCAAGUGGACAUACCGAAAUCACCCGAGUGCACAUUCGGGCGUCAAGUUACGCCUGUCAUCGGGCAAAAUACUUUCAAUGAUUCGUUUGAAAAUGGAUUUGAGAACCCUAUUAGGAUACCAAUGGAAUUUGUCUGGCCGGGUGAUUUUUCGUUGAUAAUAGAAGCAAUGCAUGAUGUGACGGGGAUGCAUGUCGAAGAAGGUUCCGAAAGAAAGUUGUUAUCGCAAUUAGCAAUGACUGAUGCUAUUGAAGCGUCGACUACGUGGACAAACAAAACGCACCGAGAUCAAAACCAUACUCUGGAAUUUUCUUAUCGUGUAGUUUGCAAGGCAAAUAGAUUCGGGCCUGUAUGUGCUAAGGAGUGUACACCAAGGGACGAUUACUUUUCUCAUUACACAUGCGACUCUGAUGGGAAUAAAGUUUGCUUGGACGGAUGGACUGGGCAAAGAUGUGUCGUUCCUGUCUGUGAAGGAUGCGAGCAUGGCAACUGUAUUACUCCUAAUCAGUGUUCCUGUCAGGAAGGAUGGAAAGGCGAGAACUGUAACGAAUGCAUCACUCACCCUAGCUGCAUCAACGGUUACUGUUACUCAGCAUUCCAGUGCAUCUGCGAGGCCGGUUGGCGAGGAAUCUUCUGCAAUUUCGAUGCAACAUUUUGUACUGUGAAUAAUCCAUGCAGAAAUGGAGGGACGUGCGAACACACUGAUAGUGGUAGUGGAUACCAGUGUAAUUGCCCUGACGGUGUUUCAGGUUCACAUUGCGAGAUCGUGCAACCAGACAGCUGCGAUUGUGAAAAUGGCGGCACUUGUCGGUAUGUUGAUGAUGGUGUCAAAGCAUGUGAUUGCCCAACUGGUUUUAGUGGUGAUCGGUGUCAAGAUGAAGCUACUUGCCCAUGUGUUAAUGGUGGAACCUGUCAAAUGUUUAGUGGUGCUUACCUUUGCCUGUGCCCUGCUGGAUAUUUUGGUCCUACUUGUGACAACUACAAUGAUUGUCUGUCUGUGGACAUUCCUUGUCAAAACGGAGGCACUUGUCUAGAUGGAAAGGACAGUUACUCAUGUGGUUGCCCAGCUGGAUUCAUUGGAGAUUAUUGCGAGACAAACAUUUGUGCUGAUAACCCUUGCCAAAAUGGAGGAACAUGCAAUGGCCAAGCAGAUGGUAUGCGAUGCGAUUGUCCGAUUGGAUAUAGUGGCACCCACUGCGAGUUUGUUGAAAACAGUUGUUUAUUGCUACCUUGUGCUAAUGGUGGAAUCUGUUUUGAUCUUGAGAAUGAUUUUCAAUGUAAAUGUCCUCUAGGAUUUGAAAGCAAGGACUGCAGCGUGAACAUAAAUGAAUGCGCAUCUUCCCCUUGUAAAAAUGGAGCUGCAUGCAGAGAUCUUGUAAAUGAUUUUGAGUGCGAUUGUCCACUGGGGUGGUUCGGAGAACUAUGUGAUGAUUAUGUUACAACAUUCAUAAUUUCGACUACAUUGCCAAGCGACAAGCCUGCAGCGGAAUCAAUUAAUGUUUCCCCAACAAAUGUGCAGAGGAACACUACAAAUAAUUCACUUAUAAGCAAUUUAAGGAGAGAUGACGAGAGUGGACAUACUGCAACAGAUUUGAAGCAAGUUCUGAUCUAUUGUUUUUGUGGACUACUUAUUGUGUUGAUAAUUAUUCUUCUUUGUAUUAUUGUAUAUAGGAAAAAACGUGUAAAUGAUGACACUGAAAAAGGACCAUGUGAUAUUGAACAAAAUAACCAGAAGGUUUAUACAGACAAUUUUACGCAGCAGAAAAAAGUACUGCCCUUAUCUAGCAUAAGUAUUAAAGUUUGCAAUGAAGAAAAUGAUAGUUAUAGUAAAGGAACAAGCAAACAAUUUUCAACAAUAAAAGACUAUGAAAAGGAUAUUUAUUCACAAAAAGUUUUACAAGAAAAUUCAGACUCUUUAUCUGAAAAAAUAUCAAGACAUUCAUACCAAAAAAAAAUUCCUGACAGAAGGAAAAGUGUUGAAGUUUGCCAACCACAAGUUGAUAGUUCUACAGUGCAAAUAACGAUUGAAAAUCAAGAUACGAAAGAAACCAAACCAAUAAAUAUAAGUGAAAAUACAUCUGUAGAGAAGGAGAAAACUACAAAGGCACAAUAUUUAGCUACACAGGUCUAACCAGCUUUGUGUACAAGAGCUUUUGUGAAUUUUUUGAGAAGGCAGAUGUAGAUCCGCUGCUGAUAACUCUGUUCUAGCUCUGAAAGUCAUUCCCAUAGGAUAAUUUAUGCUUUGCCACGGUGCCUUGUUGAAUAUUGAUUCCGUUCCAUGUAUUUCAACUCCUGGAGUUACUAUCUGUAUCUGCACAAUAUUACGGAUAUAAAAAACAGAAUGAGACAUUAGAAAUAACUUAAGGCAAUUGCAAGUUAAACUGCCAAGAAAUAUGUAAUUUUUCUAUUGCAAUUUGCCACUUCUAUUUAUUAUUAAAUUAAUUAGAUGUUAUGUAAUGAAUUUGUACAAAUCUAUCAAAUUUUUCUCUUGAUAUUUUAUAUAUUUUUGUGAUUUAAAAAAAGCACUGAGCCGCAUAGUGUUAAAAAGUACAGAUGUAAAGAAAUUGUAGGCAUUCUAUUUCGUUCUACGUUAUAAGGACCAAAGUUGGGAUUUAAUUUUCCAAUUGAAAACUGAUAUUUAAAAUAUUUAAUAAUUGUUACAAUAUUCAUUGUAGGAAGGAGAGGGGGAAGGUGGGAGAGGAUGAGUGUGAGUAUAUUUUUUCUGACAAAAACUUAAUGAUAGCAGAUGAGAAAACUUCAUCAUAGCUAAGAAAAACCUUUUGUAUAUGCUCUUUUUAUUUAUAGAAAAUAAUGUGCAUUUUGUAUAUACACUGAAAAAAUGAAUUGUUAUUCUCAGAAUUAAAUAUGUGCAAGAAAUAUUUUUGCAAAAUGACAAAACAUAA